This is a messenger RNA of Dermacentor silvarum, 6467 nucleotides long. RefSeq names its product bromodomain and WD repeat-containing protein 1-like (gene BRWD3). The record is from RefSeq and is a predicted model, not a curated record. Gene Ontology annotation, biological process: regulation of cell shape; cytoskeleton organization; regulation of transcription by RNA polymerase II. Gene Ontology annotation, cellular component: nucleus. The transcript is spliced from 33 exons. The coding region runs from base 140 to 5851 and encodes 1903 amino acids. NCBI's taxonomy places the organism in Eukaryota, Metazoa, Arthropoda, Arachnida, Ixodida, Ixodidae. Gene Ontology annotation, molecular function: protein binding.
CUUCUCACUGAGCUUCGGUUCAAUGUCGUUGUAAAGUUACCACCUUUAUUUUGGAUUUACCGCGAGUAGUUUAUAAUGUUUAACAAGCACCGCGUGAUGCUUUAGGUAGUUGUAUGGUAGGUAUUGGCGAUUAAUAAGGAUGUCAACAGCAGUUACUAACAGGCGGACGCAGGAACUCCUUGAAAAAGAGUUGUAUUUCAUAAUUUCAAAGUUCCUGAGCAAUGGACCUUGCAAGGAAGCUGCCGAGGUUCUUCGGAGGGAGAUUGAGAAGCAUCAUCUUUUACCCAAAAGACUCGAUUGGCUCGGGAAUGAGCAUGACAGGAGUUUUGCUGAAUUGGCAAGUUCCAAUGUGCACAUUCCUAAUGACUACCUGCUGCAAAUAUGCUCUCGGGUUGGUCCUCUUCUGGACCAGGUCAUCCCAUCUGGAGUGGCCGGCUCCCGGUCGCUUCUUGGCUCUGGGAGCUAUUCGCUGCUCAGGCAACACUCAAAGGUGCGGCGGCCUCGUGCUACAGCAGACAUGGCAGUCCGGCUUCAUGGUUCUCCCCCGUGCCUCACCCCAGGUACAACAGCCUGCAAUGUUGCGAUGGUGUUGCAGGGGCGACGGCUCAGUGCCCUGGAGGGUGGCCGCUGCAGACAGCAGCUCUCUACUCAGUUCUACGUGAAGGCGCAGCUGUUCAGGCGCCUCCUAGGGCACCUGUCAUCCGUCUACUGUGUACUCUUUGACCGCAGCGGCAACUACAUUUUCACGGGUGCAGAUGACCUGUUGGUAAAGAUGUGGAGCGCCCAGGACGGGAGGCUUCUAGCCACACUGCGAGGCCACUCAGCCGAGAUCACAGACCUGGCAGUGAGUCCCGACAAUCAGCUGCUGGCAGCUGGCAGCUGUGACAAAGUCAUCCGUGUCUGGUGCCUACUCACCCUGGCACCUGUUGCUGUGCUGCUGGGACACACCGCCAUGGUCACCUCACUUCGGUUUUGUCCAUACCCAAAGGGCGACAGGCAGUUUUUGGUAUCGACGGGCAACGAUGGCUGUGCAUGUUUUUGGGACUACUCGAGCAGCACAAAGAGCUUCAACCCUAAGCCGCUCAAGUUUACUGAAAGGAAUCGUGCAGGCUCACAGAUGAUCUGCUCCUCAUUCAGUCCAGGUGGAGCCUUCUUGGCUACAGGCAGCACGGACCAUUUUGUUCGGGUGUACCACAUCCUGGCCCCAGCAGGUCCGGAGCGGAUCUCUGAACUUGAGGCACAUGCGGACCAAGUGGACAGCUUGCAGUUCGCCAAUCAUAGCUGCCGGUUUGUGAGUGGUUCCAAGGACGGCACGGCCAACGUUUGGACCUACGAGCGACAGCAAUGGAGAUCAACUAGACUUCGUAUGGCCACCAAAUUGGUGGGAUCUGAAGAACAAGUGGAGGAGGACCCCAAACAAAGGUUAAAAGUGACCAUGGUUGGAUGGAGCCAGGACGACCAUCUAGUGGUGACUGCUGUUAACGACCAUUCCAUCAAAGUUUGGGACUCUCACACAGGCAAACUGAAGCAUAUUCUCUUGGGGCAUGAGGAUGAGGCGUUUGUUCUUGAGUGUCAUCCAGAAGACAGCAGAAUCCUCCUCAGUGGCGGACAUGACGGUCGCAUCAUCAUCUGGGAUCUAGUUGCAGGAUGCUCAGUGCGGAGCUUCUUCAACAUGAUUGAAGGGCAAGGACACGGAGCAGUGUUUGACUGCAAGUUUUCUCCAGAUGGCCUUUUAUUUGCCUCAACUGACUCUCAUGGUCAUAUCAGCAUCUUUGGCUAUGGCUCAGGAGACCCAUACAAAAAGGUUCCGGAUGAGCAAUUCUUCCACACGGACUACCGGCCCCUGAUCCGCGACGCUCAGCAGCAUGUGCUGGACGAACAGACCCAGUGCGCUCCCCACCUGAUGCCACCACCCUUCUUAGUGGACAUUGAUGGCAACCCAUACCCACCAGCGCUGCAGCGACUCGUGCCUGGUCGGGAGCACUGCCUCGACUCGCAGCUCGUCCCUUACGUGGCUGUGCUUGCUAAUGGUGAAGCCGAGAUCUUGGAACCUGUGCGUCCUGUGGAGGAUGAGGAAGCUGAGGAACGGCCUGCCAUUGAUGAAAUGAUUGAGCAGCUGCAGCACGAGCAGGAUCACAUGCUAGCAGCUGAAGGGCAGUCCCCACCACGAUCAGCACAGUCCCGCCUGAAUUUGGGCCAUGCAGGCCAUUCUCCAGGAGGCCACCAUAGCAGAGUCGGAAUGCGACGCACCGGCGAUGUUGAAGGUGUACGGCAAUCCUCUGGCCACUGGCAGUCGCGGGAUGCAGAGCAGCCUGGUCCGUCUUCCGAAUCUGGGUCUGGUAGCACUAGCAGCAGCAGUGCCAGCAGUGCAGCUGUGCCCUCUCGGCUCGCUCGCUGCUUCCUUGGGACUGCCGCAAAGUCAGCGCUGGUAGCCAACUCGUUGCACCGUGCAGCCACGAUGGCCGAUGCUGAGUUAGCCUUGUACCAUGCAGAGAGUCAACGGCGCCGGCAGAGUCUGGAGGUCAAAGUGGUUUGUGAAAACCUGCUGGUAAACAAACGCCGUGUCAAUAACAGUCGUGCCAGAGCCACUGCCAAGAAGAAGCCCUCUGGUGUCCAAACGCGCUCCUCGCGAACAGUUCCCGGUUCAAGGUUAGCCAGAGAUGACUUCGAGGAUCCCGAUGACAUCAGCUUGAGUUCCACUACGGACACCGGUGCCGUCUUUUCUGAAAGCUCUGAAGGCAGUGCAAGUUGCAGUGACUCUGACUACUCAGACUGGGUUGAAGAACCCAAGUCUCGCAAGGCUGCCCCUAAGAGUAGUCCUAAGAAACAGCGGCGGAUUGUCCAGCGACCUGAGGAAGACGACGAUGAUGAAGAGCACGAAGGGAGGCUUAAAGAAGAAGCAGAGUCCAUGGUUGAGGAUGACUCUGAUGAAGAGGAUGUCAUGGUGGACGACGAGAUUUCAGAUGAUUACGAUGACAGUGCUGAAACUAUCCGCCCGGCCAAAAGUAAAGCAGCAGCAGUAGACAGUGACGAAGACUACGUUGAAGUGACAGCUCGUGCACGGAAAAAAAAGCACCUUGUUCGCAAAAAGGAACGCAAGAAAAAGCCUCCCAUAAAAUCGUCCUCAACAACUCCGACGCCUUCAUCAUCCGGAGCUGGUGGCAGCAGGCAACCUCCAAAGCAGAACCAGAGGCAGGUGCCACAGGCUCAAGCGAAUGGGGAGGUCAGGACGCCACCGCAGAGCAGUCGCAGCAAGAAGUCAAAAAAGAGCUCCAAGCGUGCUUCUGGGAAAAUUCUGCGACACCCCGAGUGGCUGAUGGACAUGGUGCCACGCAAGACGCCUUACUUCCCACAGAUUGGCGACGAGGUGGUAUACUUCCACCAGGGACACCAGUCGUACGUGCAGGCUGUGAAACGCUGCCGAAUAUACCACAUCAGGGAUCAGUCCCAGCCCUGGGUGCGACACCGGCUCAGGGAGCAGGAACUCUUGCGUGUGCUGGAUGUGAAGUUUGAGCUGUGCCCACCUGUGCACCUGUGCUGCCUGCGUGUGGUGCCCAUUGAACCUCACCGGAGUCAGAUGGAUGGCGAGCCCUUCGACAUUCGUUACCAUGACAUGCCAGACGUCAUCGACUUCAUUGUUCUGCGUCAAACCUACGACACAGCUAUGCGGCGCAACUGGAAGCCUCACGACCGGUUUCGGAGCAUCAUCGAUGACGCUUGGUGGAUGGGGACCAUCGAGAGCCAGGCACCACUGCAGCGAGAGUUUCCAGACUCCAUGUUUCAGUGCUUCAUUGUCACUUGGGACAAUGGGGAGACGGAGCGCAUGAGCCCAUGGGACUUUGAGCCUAUCGACUGCAAUCGCAUGCCCGACCAGGUGGGCGGUGCAGUGCCAGUCACGUUUGACGAGCGCCGCAGCCUGGUUUAUCGACCCAAGGCCAAUGAGUGGCCCCGGUGUGGCCGAGAUACGUGCUGCAUCCGUCUAGUCACGGGUGUGAGCCGGAUUAUGGAGCUGUCUAUAGCAGAGCCAUUUGCUGCACCAGUCGACCUCAAUGCCUACCCGAUGUACGCACGCGUUGUGGCUUACCCCAUCGACCUAUCCACCAUCAGGGCAAGGCUAGAAAACCGGUUCUACAGGCGGAUGGAAUCAAUCCGUUUUGAUGUCAAGUUCCUGGAAAUCAAUGCAAAGAAGUUCAAUGAACCAAAUAGCAAAAUUGUGCAGAAGGCAACGCUACUGGUGAAUCUCUUGCUGCAGUUCAUCAAUAACCAGUCCUGCCAAGAUCCUAUCAAAUUGUACCAGCAGUUGGUGGAUGACGCCGCUGACAAGUACCACAGUUCAUCGGCUGAAGACGACGACUUGGGUUCCACAGACGCUGAGGUGAACGGGACGGAACCAUCUUCCUCCAGUGUGAAACGGAAAAAGACAACAACGUCCAACCGACCCAAGAAACGAAGGGCCCCUGAUGCUGCCCCUCUGACCUCGGUGACCUGGAAAGGCCAGUGCCAAGAGCUGUUGAGCUUCAUCUUCCAGUGCGAGGAUUCCACACCCUUCCGACUGCCAGUAGAUUUGGCCGCAUACCCUGAUUACGCCAACAUAAUUGACACGCCAAUGGACCUGGGUACAGUGAGGGAUCGGCUCGCGCGGGACCUCUAUCCAAGCCCCGUUGAGUUUUGCAAGGACAUGCGGCUCAUCUUUGCCAACUCUCGGAAUUACAACAUCAACAAGAAGUCCAGGAUUUACUCCAUGACGAUACGAAUGUCUGCCUUGUUUGAAGAACGCAUUCGUCAAAUUACCAGUGACUGGAGGUCGGCCGUGAAGUACGAGACCAAAGUGAAAAACAACCAAUAUGUCAGCAGCAGACGACAUCCAGCAGCAGUGCUUGAUUUUUCAAGUGACUCACAGCCAUCAUCUUCAAGAGCGAGUGGCCAAUCGUCUCAAGCAGGCACAUCCUCGUCCACCAUGAGAUCAGCCGUGCUCCAAGUGAAGUGUUAUGCAGAGUCAGAUUCCGACACAGAUGAUGAGGUUGACUCGAAGCAAAUUGUGCAAGCCAGCGGUUUGGCUCGGUCUACCAGGUCAGGUGGGCAAGGUGACCGAAUGGUGAAUGGGAAGAAGUCAUCGCCUGCACUCACAGGGAAACUGCACAGUAGCUCCUCAAGUGAAAACUUGUCCAAGGCCAGCCGUAAGCGAAAGGCCGCCCGCUACAUUUCUUCCUCGGAGGGGGAUGACAGUCGCGGAGAAGCUGAAGGGGAAGAAGCCAGCAUUGAAUGCAGCCAGGAAUCUACAGAAGAUGAGGAUGAGAACAGUGAAGGACAGCACAAAGAUGACGACGACGAUGACUACAACUAUGAGGACUCUCCCCCAGGAAGGCGUCGGUCAUCGCGGAGGGCUGCUCGCACCAACGUGAUUGGCAGUGACGACAGCAGCAACUCGCCUUGCUGCAGCAGAGGGAGUAGUUCCUCCAGAAAUAUGUCGGAGCGGAGGAAGAAACUGGAGAACAGCAGCGGCGAGUCUGAGAUGACAACGGGUAGCUCAGAGAAGUCGUCUUCCUUCAUGACAGACCAUGACUACGGACAGCCGCGACGGUCGUCACGAAAGCCGCGCAAGACAACUAGUUAUUCACCAGAGACAACCGUCAGGGCUUCUGCAACCACGAAUAGCAAAACUCGUGUGCAAACGAGAAACCGUGGUCAGCAGAAAGUUCGUUACCGAGAAGAGGAAGAUUCUGAUUGGACAGGUGACUCCGAUGAGGAGGACGGGCUCGACUCGAGGGCGCGUGAGGUGCUUUCCGUCAGCAGCCGGGGCCGGUUACGAAAACUUUCUAAGCAUGCGGCACGUGCCAUGGUGGCCCAGUGAAGCCCGGCUCCAUAUAUAGUCUGUCAGUGGAGUGUCGAUGUUUAUUGACUUUUCGAGAGCUCAGAAUACCACCAUCAUCUUAGCAUUGUUCUGCAGCCAAAUGAUGUUUGCAUGUGUAAAUUUUCGCAUUCUUCGCGCAUUGUUUUUUUUUUUUUUUUUCCGUUCUUAUUUAUUGAAGUCAUUCGUGAAGGCUGUUAAAGAUAUUUUUGCUCGUAGCAUGAUUGUGCCGAGACUGGGGGUCUUAUGAUAAACAUUCCAGUUUUUCAGCAGGCAUGCCAGUUUGAGAAUUCACCAGACAUCACAGUGGUUUUUGUUGAAAUGUUAUUUUUUGUGAGUGCUCUUUGCCCAUAGUAAGCAUUUAUCAUGUUGAUGUAGAUAUUUAGUAAUGCAAUUGACUGUACAUAUGAUUGUGUGUCUAAGGUGCAGUAGUGAAUGAUGUACUUAUGUUCGUCGGCAGCUUUUUGAGCUGUUUGAGACGAGCUUAAUUGAAUCAUGUAAGAUUGCGAUUUAAUUGCCAUUAGCCAGUGUUUGCUUAUCUGCUCACUGCCAGCACAUAAAGCAAUGUGAAAAAGUUUUGUGAUGAGAGAUUACAGGCAUCUUGAGGAUGCAAAAGUGA